AUGCGGAGAUGCUGCGGCCCGGCGCCAAUCACGGCCAACGCCAGCCCAUCGCCAGUCACGGCCAACGCCAGCCCAUCGCCAGUCACGGCCAACGCCAGCCCAUCGCCAGUCACGGCCAACGCCAGCCCAUCGCCAGUCACGGCCAACGCCAGCCCAUCGCCAGUCACGGCCAACGCCAGCCCAUCGCCAGUCACGGCCAACGCCAGCCCAUCGCCAGUCACGGCCAACGCCAGCCCAUCGCCAAUCGGCAUCACCCCAAACAUGUCUCCGCUUCUGAAACACGUCUUCACACCGUCACUGAGCGUCGACCGCGUCUGA
This is a messenger RNA of Ascochyta rabiei, 318 nucleotides long. RefSeq lists its product as uncharacterized. NCBI's taxonomy places the organism in Eukaryota, Fungi, Ascomycota, Dothideomycetes, Pleosporales, Didymellaceae. The record is from RefSeq and is a predicted model, not a curated record. The transcript has a single exon. Bases 1 to 318 code for a protein of 105 amino acids.